Molecule: messenger RNA, 2721 nt
Organism: Cuscuta campestris
Lineage: Eukaryota; Viridiplantae; Streptophyta; Magnoliopsida; Solanales; Convolvulaceae
Source: the annotation of a GenBank genome assembly
CAAUUGGAAGAAUUUUCUUGCUUCCACUGGUAUGUACGUAUUUGUAUGUAUAUCAUUACUAUUUUUUUCCUCAUAUAUGGAGUAUGAUUUGUUCCUCAUUUUCGAAUUCUUGACCAAGUGUUCUAUAUGAUGGUGCAAAGAUGCAGUAAAAGUUGCAGGCUUGGCUUAGAUGGGCUAAUUUUUACCUCAGGCUAGGGAUCAAAAGGGGUCAUUUUACUGAUCACGAGGAGAAGAUAAUCAGUCCUUCAACUUGAGGCACUUUUGGGCAACAAGUAUGAAGUUAUGAUGAUAAUCCAGAAAGAACAGAUAAUGAUGGCUGGCUCUCUGAUGAAGCAUUUGAAUCACUACUUUUUGGUCUUGAGGAUGCAUGAGUCUUUUGGCACUUCAGGUUGUAACUAUUCUCCAACUGAUUGAUUCAUCACAAGUCGGUCGUCAUGUUCCACUGAAAACAAAUCAGAUCUGAGUACACAAAUCUCACUGAGGAUGAUGGAGCUAUGACCCUAAAUCCCCCAAACAAGAAGAAUGUGAUCUGUGGACCAUUGAAAAUUCUUGAGUCCUACCGGGAAGGAGUGAUUUGGACUUAUUGCAUUAGAAGAUGGUCACAAUGUAUAACUUGGCUGAUGUAAAUCUAGGUGCCUUCUAGAACGAGGGCAGAUUUACCGCCUGCGGUUCGAACACUUCUCCAGGCCCAUGAUGGGCUUUUCGGCCUUCCGUUGGAUGGACAGACAACUCACCGAGGAAUCGUCAGCUGCGCAUGCAUCGGAGGGUGUCAGGCCAGAUCUAUUCUUCAUUGAUUUUGGCUUAAUUGAUGUUUGAAUUUCGAAUUCAUACUGUGUAGUUUGUGAUUUUUGUUUAAUGCUUCAAUGGCCGACGAAAGAUCAUAUGAAUUUGCCCUUGGUGAAGAAGUAAACCAAGAUGAGGAAAAUUCUGUUGACGGAGAAGAAAUGGAAGAGGAAGUUGGCGACAAUGAUGAAUUUAUGGCGGACAAUGAAGUUAGGGCAGAAGAAUCUAGCGCAGAAGGUGAAGCAAGAGCACUAGAUGAAAUUGGUGAAGACCAAGAAGAAGAUGAUGAUGAUGACGAUGACGACUAUGAUGAUGAUGAUGAGGAAGAGGAGCGUUUGGUGGAAAAUGAGGGAGGAACAGCCUCAGUGUCUUUAGGGAAUAAUGGUAUGCCCCUUGAUCGGCUCAGUGCACUGCCUAUCCUCUUGCUUUUUAACAUUCUAUCGCGUUUGGAUACUAGGGAAGGUUUGAUUACUUCUGUGUUGUCAAAAAGAUGGAAACAUCUCUGGCUGUUCGUGCCAAGACUCAAAUUCAGUUACAGUAGUGUGGAUACUGAGAAAAUAAGCCGGUUUCUGGCUGCGAUCAACAGGACCAUUAUCAUUUAUAAUGCACGCUUUUUGAGUUGUUUUGAGGUUGAGUUCACCUACCAUGAUUGCUUUUCCACUGAUGUUUUUGCUUGGAUUGUGCAUGCUUACAAAAAUGAGGUGGAGGAAUUCAAUUUGCUGCUCAAUCCCUCACCCAGAAAAGAUUUGUAUAGGCUGCCCGAGCUUUUGUUUGAACAUACCUCCUUGGAGGCCUUAAGGCUGAGAAGAUGCAUUAUGGCUCCUAAAAGUGCGAUCAAGUGGCAUUCUUUGGGUAGUUUGUUCCUUGAGGAGAUCGAGUUGCCUCAGCAUGUAAUUGAAAAUUUAUUAGCAGGUUGUCCUCAUUUGUGUAAUUGUGUUCUCAGAGCGUGCUGGGGAUUCAAUCAUGUCGCGGCGGACUCUCAAAAACUUGAAUCACUUAGGAUAGGAGACUCGAAAGAUGGAAACAAAGAUCCCUUGCUGGAAAUUUCAGCACCCUUUGCAGAAUAUCUACUUGUUCUUCCUUAUCCAGAAGGAAGAAAAUGGAGGAUCACAAACAUCCCUUCGGCUGUUAAAGCUCAUUUUGAUUUUGUUGGAUCUGGUUGGGAUGCUGGGUCUGUGGGGGUGAUGAGCAAUGCAAAAGACCUUCUUGAAAGCCUUCGGCAUGUCAACGAGCUUCGUCUGGGAUGCGAAUGCAUGCAGGUACUAUCAAUGUUGGCAAUGAAUGGAUGGGAGCUUCCACAAUCUGAUCGAAGGGUACUGCAAGUAAGCACUUCAUGCAACGAGGAGAGCAUUUCUGGGAUUGCAUGCCUGCUGGAUUCCUCUCCAUACGUUGAGACAUUGGGCAUAGAUGGCUAUAAACCCAAGAAGCUUUGGUGGUUUUAUUGUGUUAUGGGUUUCUUAGACAAUGGGCGGGUCACCUGCCGGUGCAAGGCAUGAUUUGAGAGGUGACCUACUGCAUCUGAAGACGAUUGAAAUCACAAUAUGGCCAGAACCAAAUGAUGAUGGCGAACCGAUGUUGGAAUUGGCUGAAAUUUUGCUAAAGAGGAGUAAGGUCUUGGAAAGGUUGGUGGUUCACGUUAUAAGAACAGUUGACUUUGUGAGUGUAAUACAAAGACUGCUUGAGUGCCCGAGAUCCUCCCCAAAUGCAGUCGUCCUCCUUCCUUAGUGGGGACACACCACAUUGCACGAGCACCCUGCUGGCGCCCGUCCUGCUCUGUUGGAUGUUGUAUUACCAGCGUCAUUUUGCCCUUUUUUUCUACUAGACCAGACAUUGUAUCAUCCCAUAUAUGUAACUAUCUAUGGCUUGUUAGGUGCAUUAUGCUUUUCGGGUUACCCGUUCUCAUCACUUUGGUUUCCGGAUUGCGUUCUUUAUGUUGUA